UAGCUUGUCUCUUUUAUUCCUCUUUUCUUUUCUGAGUGUUCCCAUUUCCUGUGGACUUAGCGUUUACCCAGUUUGCAGAGCAAAGAAAUGGAAUAUUAGAAGUUAGAACCUGUCUUCUUUGGCUUGCUAUAUAAUAUUUCCAUUUGUAUAUUAACCAUUAUUCAUUAAAUCAUUGACUCACUCACUUCCAAGUGAAAACAAUGCCAGAGUCUUUUCUGUUCAAUACUGCAGAGAGCAUUUUGGAGAAAUUGGCCUCUCUUGCUCUUGAAGAAUUUUUAUUGGCAUGGGGGAUUGAAGAUGACCUUGAAAAAAUUAAAGAAAUGUUACUUGCUAUCAAAGCUGUGCUUUCUGAUGCAGAGAAGCGUCAAUCCCAGGAUCACCGGAUAGAGUUUUGGCUUGGAAAGCUUAAAGAUGUCCUUUAUGAUGCAGAAGAUGUGAUUGAUGAGUUCCGCUGUGAAGCUUUGCGCAGGCAAGUGGUGAAAUCUGGAAGCACUACGAGGAAGGUGGGCUUCUCUGAACCAAAGGAACAGCUUGAUUGCUGGUGUUGUGGCCUUUCAACAAAAAUUAUCAGCCAACCAAUGUUAAACGUUCAAUUAGUGCGUUUUUAGCUUUCCAGUAAAGUGCGUUUUUCCAGGAAUGGAAUUGUGUUUUUAUCCACACGGGAGUUGAGGUUACUUAACAUCCUGACCAUCAUGUUGUUAGUUCCAUUUUCAUUCUUACUGUGUUAUUAUUUAUGAUUUUCCGUGGUUUGUGGAUUUGAGUAUUUUAUGUUUUUUAGUGUAAUUGUAUUAAUGUUGUACUACAUACUUGUAAUAUUGUACUUGUAUAAAAGAAGUCCUUUAAAAAUUAAGGGUAUGUCAUUAAUUUUUAAGUGCGUAA
Jatropha curcas is the source of this 879-nucleotide messenger RNA. Lineage: Eukaryota; Viridiplantae; Streptophyta; Magnoliopsida; Malpighiales; Euphorbiaceae. The record is from RefSeq and is a predicted model, not a curated record.